Messenger RNA from Vicugna pacos (alpaca), 2941 nucleotides. NCBI's taxonomy places the organism in Eukaryota, Metazoa, Chordata, Mammalia, Artiodactyla, Camelidae. The record is from RefSeq and is a predicted model, not a curated record.
AACAGUUUAGUCUUGUCUGGUGGUGGCGGUGCCUUUAGUUUUUGUUUUUACCUGUUUUCUGCACUGCGUUGGAGUGGGGAGGGUGGAAGAGCUCUGCAACCCUAGACUUUUUGCCCCUUCGCUUCCUUCUCCUGUGGUUACGGGUUGGUACUGCGUCCAGGUUGGCUAUAAUGAGAUUGUUUUCAUCUCCUCUCUCUCUAGGACCGGAAAUCACCUUCAAGCCAUUCUGGUGAAAGUCUGGCAUAAAUUAAGAAGGAAAACAUCUCCUUUGUUCUUGGCAUGGAUAAAUGUUCAGUGGGAGGAUUAGACUUGACUGAACAGACUCCUGUUUUAUUAGGGAGUAAAGCCAUGACAGCUAGUCUCAUGGACAUAGGAAACUCAUUUGGUGACCCAGCUAGCCCUUUAAUUAACAGAUCUAGAAACUCAUCAGUGGAAGAUGACGAUGAUGUUGUAUUUAUUGAAUCUAUACAGCCUCCUUCAACUUCUGCUCCAGUAAUAGCUGUUCAAAGAAAUUUUACAUUUGCUUCAUCAAGAAAUGAAAAGCUACAAGGAAAUUACUCCAUAAUUCUUCCCUCCUCAAGAGAUCUGGCUUCUCAGAAGGGAAGUCUAAGCGAGACAAUUGUCAUUGAUGAUGAAGAGGACAUGGAAACAAAUGGAAGAGAAAAGAGAAAUUCUUCCAGUUUUAUCGAAUGGGGACUUCCCAGAGCUAAAAACAGAACCAAAGAUUUGGAUUUCUCCACCUCGAGUCUUUCAAGAAGUAAGACCAAGACUGCAGUAGGACCUUUUAAUCCUGGUAGAGUGAAUUUGGCAGGAGAUGAAUUUCAGAAUGGAGAAUUUGCGACUCAUCAUAGUCCUGAUUCUUGGAUCUCCCAGUCAGCAUUGUUUCCCCGUAAUCAGAAACAGCCAGGGGUGGAUUCUUUAUCACCAGUGGCCUCGCUUCCUAAACAGAUUUUCCAGCCUUCUGCCCAACAGCAACUGACUAAACCAGUUAAAAUCACUUGUGCAAACUGCAAAAAGCCUUUACAGAAGGGACAGACAGCUUAUCAGCGCAAAGGAUCAGCUCACCUCUUCUGUUCCACCACCUGCCUCUCUUCCUUCUCUCAUAAGCGUACUCCAAAGAAACGCAAUGUAACAAGUAAAAAAGAUGCACCUACAAAAAAAGCUUCUGUUGUUCCUCAAGUGGAGUCAAGUGGAUCCUUCCAAAAAUUGUGUAGUACAUCUUGUUUGUCUCCCUUUGAAGACAACCAGAAUCUUAGAAAAAGAGUUCUGAAUAAAUCAAGAUGUACAAUCUGUAGUAAACUUACGGAGAUUCGCCACGAAGUCAGCGUUAAUAAUGUAACACAUAAACUGUGCAGUAACCAGUGCUUUAAUAAGUACAGGUUGGCCAAUGGUCUGAUAAUGAAUUGCUGUGAGCAGUGUGGGGAGUACUUGCCCAGCAAAGAUGUUGGAAACAACGUCUUGGUCAUUGAAGGUCAGCAGAUGAGAUUUUGCUGCCAAAGUUGUAUUAACGAAUAUAAACAGAUGAUGGAAACAAACUCAAAAAAUUUAUUAGCGUCAGAAAACAGAAAAAGGAAUGCUGUUAGAGAAGAAAAUGAAAGAAAAUUUUGUGGAUCGUUGAAUACACUUUUGGAAAAAGUAGAGGGAAUACCGGAAAAAAGGGGAAAGACGUUAGAGCUACAGGUUUCAGCAGAAUGUAGCCAAGACACAUCACUGAUCCUGCAGGAUGUGAAUUUACCUCCUCCUGUGUCAACCACAGCUGAUAAAUUGCAGGAGCAACUGGAAGAGAAAAAAACAGAAGACUCCAUUAGACCAGUUGUGGUUUCUGCAGAUCCAGGUACAUGGCCCCGAAUUUUGAGUAUUAAGCAGAGGGACACUCUAGUUGAAAAUGAUCCACCUCAAGUAAGAAAUUUUAACUUUCCAAAAGACAGUACAGGGAGGAAGUUUUCAGAAACUUACUAUACAAGAAUUCUUCCAAAUGGUGAAAAAACCACUAGAUCCUGGUUACUGUAUUCAACCUCAAAAGAUUCUGUGUUUUGUCUGUAUUGCAAACUCUUUGGGGAAGGGAAAAAUCAGCUGAAGAAUGAGAAUGGGUGCAAAGACUGGCAGCAUUUAUCACAUAUUCUUAGCAAACAUGAGGAAAGUGAAAUGCACAUCAACAAUAGUGUUAAAUAUUCAAAAUUAAAAUCUGAUUUGAAAAAAACUAAAGUGGUUGAAGCUGCUGGACACAGAUCACAGGAGACUGAGGGAAGCGAUGGUGUGAAGCUGUUGUACAUGGUCGACCUGGUCUGACAUGACCCAGUCAUGUGCUUACUCAGAUCUGCAUCCGCCAGUGGGUAUCGCCUGUGCUGAGGCUCUUGGCAGAGCAGCACAUCAGUCAUUAGCAAUAAGUAUCACGGCACAUAACUAGUAAGAUUUCGUUUCAUCUCCAAAUUCUAAGGGUAAUGGCGUUCAUAGUGGUUAAUGCCAAUUUCAGUGAAGGUAAAUUGUUACCUUUCCAGUCUGUCUGUUCACACCUUUUUAAAUGGGCACUUCAGGAAAGACAUUUGACUGGUGAGGCUGAUGUUCUGUUUGAUUAUCUUGAAAGUGAGAGAAAGGCUUGAAUUUAUCAAUACCAGUUGCACAAGAUAUUUAUGUGAACAGGCAUGUCAUUCAGAAACGGAAUGGGAUCCGAAACUGCAGCUUUUUGCUGUUAAACCAAAUACUUGUGAUUUAUUUCAUUUGGGCAAAACAUCCUUUUAUUUCAGCAAAAUAGCAUCAUUUGUUACAUUAAAUUAAGAUGGUUAAUUUGUGUUUUAUUGGUUUGGUUUGGUUUUAAUUUAAUUUGUAAAUGUUUUAGUUUUUAUUGUCAUGUGAAAACCAUAAGCAUAAAGAGUGUAUACCUAUUUUUAUGUUGGUACAAAUAUAAGAAAUAUUAAAAUAAAAUAUAUUAAGUUAACCUUUA